AAAGCGUUAGCGCCGAGCCUCGUUGUGAAAUUCAGGUGACCGACAUUGAGGGUAGAUCGAAAACUUUUCAUCAUAAUGUCUCGUUACUCCAGACCACCCAACUCUUCAUUAUACGUCAGAAAUGUCCCUUCGACUGAAAGGGCAGAGGAAAUGGCGGAAGAAUUGCGAGCAUUGUUUGGUAAAUAUGGACCCCUCACAGAUGUCUACGUACCAGUAGACUAUUACACACGAGAUCCCCGAGGUUUUGCUUAUGUACAGUUUGAAGAUUCUCGAGAUGCAGAUGAUGCUCUCUACCACUUAGACAGAACAAGGUUCUAUGGAAUGGAGCUUGAGGUGGAAUUUGCCAGAGGAGAUCGCAAAACACCAAAUCAGAUGAGAUCAAAGGACCGUGGAGGAAGACGAAGCUCCCCGUACAGAGAUAGCUACUAUGGAGGCGACCAUGACAGGAGACGGAACAGGAGGCGAUCUAGGAGCAGAAGUCCAAGAUACAGAUCAAAGUCCAGAAGCCCCAAAAGAAGCCGAAGGAGAAGUAGAUCCAGGACACCUGAUAGAAGGAGGAGUAGGUCCAGGAGUCCUUAUGAGAGAAGGAAGAGUAGAUCCAGGAGCCCUUAUGAAAGAAGGAGGAGUCGAUCUAAGAGUCCGUACGAGAGAAGGAAAUCCAGAACCAGAAGCAGAGAAAGGAGAAGAACACCAUCAAGAUCUAGGUCAAGGUCAUAUGAGAGACGUAGGAGUGGCUCCCCCAGAAGAUCAAGGUCUUACAGUCGCUCUGCCUCAAGGUCACCAGGACAUGGAAAAGAGGAGUCGCCGGCAAGAAACGGUCACAGUCGGAGUAGAAGUCGAAGCCCUCCCCCUGUCGCUGACCAUUAAACUUUAAUGAUUGAACAAGACUUCCAUUUUUAAAAGAUUGACGUUCGAGCAACAAAGAAUUUCUUUUUCUUGUGAACAAAUGUAUCGGACAGAUACACAAACAAGCUUUUUUCCUGAACUUUUUAUAUUUUUUUUCUCAUUUUGAAUGUAUUACAUUGUUGUAAUCUCAUACGGAUCAAGCUUGCCACAUUAUGAUUUAUAUUCAUUAGAGUUGUUCAAAUAUUUAUUAAUUGAUCAAAAAGUCAUCUGUUUUUUGUCAAUUAACAAUAACAUCAGACAUAUUUUUUUUAGCACAGAGAACACAUUUCUUUUGUCUUGAAAUAAAUGCAGUGUUAAAAAUA
Magallana angulata is the source of this 1208-nucleotide messenger RNA. Its product is annotated as serine/arginine-rich splicing factor 10-like. NCBI's taxonomy places the organism in Eukaryota, Metazoa, Mollusca, Bivalvia, Ostreida, Ostreidae. The transcript is spliced from 12 exons. Gene Ontology annotation, molecular function: RNA binding. The record is from RefSeq and is a predicted model, not a curated record. Gene Ontology annotation, biological process: mRNA splicing, via spliceosome. The coding region runs from base 76 to 867 and encodes 263 amino acids. Gene Ontology annotation, cellular component: nucleoplasm; nuclear speck; ASAP complex.